GUGCGGUAGCAACAUAGCCCUCAAUGGCAAUUUGGUCGCUGGAGAAGGCUGCAUGAGCCCCGGAAUAUGUAUUUCGCUCAUGUCCUCAUCCGGGACCGACUCAACUUUAGGAUACUUUGACAGCAUCGUGGCUCCUUCCAAGCGUGUUCACCAAGUUUUUAUUUUUUUUAGAUUGUAUUUUUAUGUAAUCGUUUUUCUUACAUAGGCUAUACAAUAAUUUUGAUUCCAUAUCUGAAUAGAUGUAUUGCCAGUCAAAGUACCUUUAUGAAGCACUCAACUAUUUGUGAAUUGCUCUGGGAAGAACAGGUGUUAAAAAUCUGCGGAUUCAAUACAAACAUUUGUUACAAAGUUGCAAUUUAGCGUUUGGAUAGAAACAACACAGGAAGAGAUCUUGAAGACGGAUGUAACUCCAUGACCAAUGUCGCGCGCGGUAACGAAUUUAUGAUUUGACAAAUGUUGCUCCCAACACUGUGACAGUAGUAUUUUCCUCGACGUGCUUUGGAUUUGUCUUCUACGUUCAACGAAUUGGACCAGUAGCCUAAUUAUCGGGCAGAAACCAAGACAUGGGGACUCAGGGCACCGGACGAAAAAGAAAUCCCAAUAAGGACAGGUCGACGGCCGAGGAUGAUGCCCUUAAUCUCAUAUCAAGAGAGGCAGAGGCCAGGUUGGCAGCGAAGAGGGCGGCCAGGGCAGAGGCCCGGGAAAUACGUAUGAAGGAGCUGGAGAGACAACAGAAAGAGAUCUCAGACGAUGAUGAGCGGAUGUCUGUGGGCAGCCGAGGCAGUGUGAGGUUGGAGGACAGAGAUUACCUGGAAAAGGGAUCUCGAGCCGCUUCCACCCUAUCGGCAGCCACCCUCGCCUCGCUGGGCGGGUCUUCCUCCCAGAGAGAAAGUGGUGAGACGUCCAUCACUGGCGACACAGAAACCUCCAUACGAGAGAUCAAGGAUACCUUAGUGGAGGUGGAGGAGAAGUACCGCAAGGCCAUGGUGUCCAACGCCCAGCUGGACAACGAGAAGAACAACCUGAUGUACCAGGUGGAUACGCUGAAGGACUCGCUCAUGGAGCUGGAGGAGCUGCUGUCCGAGUCACGCCGCGAGUACGAAGGGAAGAGCAAGGACUUUGAGCGUGAGAAACAUGCCCACGGCGUGCUGCAGUUCCAGUUCAACGAGAUGAAGGAAACGCUAAAACAGAGCGAGGAGUUACUAACAAAACAUGGAAUUGUCCUCAGACCUGACCUGACUGCCAAUGGGGAAACGCUGGAGUUGGGCACUGAAGGGUCAGCCAGUGGAGAUCCAGCUUCUCAAUUGGCUCUGGACUCCCAGACGUCGCCCAUGGAAGGGGGGAACAGCAUGCUUGGCAGAGCUCAGGAGACGGCGUUGGGAAGUAGAGGAGAUAAGGUGGUGGAUCCAGGAAGGUCCAGGCAGCAAGAGGAUACACACGAGGAGGAGGCUCGAGAGAACCAUCUGACCUCGCCGACCCCCUGUAGCCUUGUUAGUGUUUCUGAAACAGAAACGCCAAGGGAGGCUCAGCCGUUCUCGCCCACAUUGCGGGAAGAGGUUGAAAUUGAAGGCAGUGAUGUCAACAAAGACUCUGACAAUGGCACACCAGUAGUAGAGGUCAAAAGUGGACCGGUCUGUGAUGCUGAGGUACUUGUGGUUGUAACGGGUCCUGAGGAAGAGGUUAUAGUAGCGGGGGAGGGGUACGAAGCAGCAGGUGUAGAGGGGACAGGGCAAGGCAGAGUAGAGGUUGCAAGCGAAGGGGAACUAGGAAUAGAAAAUGACGAGGCAGAUGAGGCAGAGACCAAAGUUGUCAAGAGCAGUGACGACACCAAAGAGACGUCCUCAAAAGAGCCUACCUCAGAAUAUGGUGCAGCAGCUGAACAAGAGAAAAACGAAUCGAGUAAAGAGGACGUGAAAUGUUUAGACUCAUAUCCUCUGCCUAGGGAAACCAUUGAGGACACCAUGAAAAAUGGCACACAGAUUAGCCAAGGGACAGACCUUGAUACUAGUAAGAGCCCAAUCAAAUCAAACCCUGAGCCUCAGAAAACAAAAAAGUCUGAAGUGUUACCAGAGAUAACUGACCUGCAGCCACAGGCCCAAGCAGGCAACAAGAAGAAGAAAGGCAAGAAGAAGAAGGGAGAGACACAAAGCGAUGUAAAGCAGGAAGACCAUAAGAAGAGCACAACAGAAACGUGUGUAGUCUCCAUGACAAAUGACACACAGAUUAGCCUAGGGACAGACCUUGAUACUCCUAAGAGCCCAGUCGAAUCAAACCCUGAGCCUCAACAACCUGAGCCUCGGAAAACAAAAAAGGCAUGUGUGUUACCAGAGACCACUGACAUGCAGCCACAGUCCCAAGGAGGCAAGAAGAAAAAGAAAGGCAAGAAGAAGGGAGAGAAACAAGGUGAUGAAACGCAGGGAGAUAAGAUGAGCAAAGCAGAAAAGGAUGUGGUCUCCACCCCAACCGAUAAGGAGCCAGUAGAGGCGGUAGGAGAGGGGGUUAUCACAAUAGAGACACAGCAGCAUCUAGAGGAGGGGACCAGUAGUUCACCAGAUCGAGAGCUCCAAACCAUAGCUGAGGAGGGACUGAACCUGAAGGAAGAACAACUAGAAGAAGACCGAGUAGAGGUUAAAAGUGAGGGGCCUACCAUUGAAGUAUCUCUGACUGACCAAGCUAAGAGUGAGGAGGUUAUCUCAAAGAAGAAAAAGAAGAAAAUGAAAAAGGACAAACACAAACCUACAAUGGAAUCGGCGAAAUCAGAAGGCGAGAUAUCAGUAUUAUCCCUUGAGUCCAACAUUGGUAUUGCUGAUCCUGUUGCUCACUCCAAGUGUAUAACCAGCGCUCAUAACCCUAUGGAGGAAUUAGAAUCGACAACAAAUACUGGUACCCAAAAGGACGAGUCAGGGUACACAACCAACCCUGAUAACUUUGGAGACUGUUUGAACUCUUCAGCUGACCCAAAAUGUCCAUUGGACUCGAAACAGUCCACAGCUGGGAAUUCAAACAAUGUCAAAGAGGAAGGUGCAAUCACGGUCUCAGUUGAAGAGGCUCAAACAAUCCAAGACACAAAGGAACAGGGGAAUAACUUUCACAGUCCCAUCGUUCUAAGACCAGAGCUCAAGAAGAGCGUGGAACCUGAAGACCUUUUCUCCCAUGAUGGUGUCACUACUCACCCAGACCAGGCUAAUGAAAAUGUGACACAAGACCUAAAAGAGGCAGGUCAGGAUAAACAAAAUGGGAGCCCAGAAGAGCGUACAAAUGCACUUGAACAUGAAGACACUUCAAUGGCACUGCCAGCAAAUGUAGAGAAAUGCAACAAUUCAGCAGAUGAGAAAUGUUGUAGCAUAUCGCUUGACCGCAACUGCCCUGCUGCUGAGACCAUAAGACUGCCUGAACAAUUGGUGGAUAUACUUGAUUGUCCAGUCACUGACAUGCACUUGUAUGAAAACAACAAGCCAGAAACACUUGAUCCAGAAGAGGCAUCAAAUGGAGGGAUCUCUACAGAGACCGAGCUGAAUGAUACAGAAACACGACUACAGGACCCAUUAAAAGAAACUCCGGUGACAAUUGACUCUUUUAGGGAACAGAGCCAAAAUGAAAGUGGACCAUGCACUAUGGUGGCGAAAGCAGAAGAGCAAGAUGAUCCCAUUGAGGCCAAGCUGGAGGGUAACAAGGUACCUGGACCCAGUGAGCAGUGGAAUGACGAGGAGAAUGAAAAUGAGGGUCAAUCGUUUGACCUUUCUGACCUAGUUUCAGUGGAUCCUGCAAAUGUAUUCCCAAUAACAUCCCAAGAGGAGGUCAGCCAGGAAAUGAGAACGAUGUCGGUAGGAUACAAAAUGGAGGUAGAGCCUGGUAAAGAGGAGGCUAACGAGGAAGAGGAGGAUGACAAACUGCAGGACACAGAGGGAGUUAGCGCGAUAGUGGCACAGCAAUCAAUUGAAGGGGGGUCAGAUAAUGCACCAGAGGAGCUCCGAAGCCCUGAAGAAAAAGCACAAACCAUAGUUGAGGGCCAGAACGUGACUGAAGAACAACAACUAAUCACAUUAGAGGAAGGGGUUAGUGUAACAUACAAUCAGAAAGACAUUGCAGAGGAGGGAGUGAGUGUGACUGUUGAACAGCAAGGUGUAGAAGAGAGCGAGAGGCAGCAGAAUGCAACUGCGGUAGAGGCUUUGCCAGUAGAGGAGGGGGAAGAGGCAAUCCAGUAUGGGUCACAGCAGGGUAGAAGAGAAAGUAGUCGAAGUACAGAGGAUUCAGCAGAGGGCGACAAUGAGCAAUCUAGGACAGGCUUGAAAAAAGGCAGUAAGAAAGUAAAAGGCAAGGGAAAAGAGGACUGCCGAAUGUCCUAGUUUUUAGGUCUGCACUCAAUAUAAACAACAGCAAAUAUUUAUGAACUACUACAGCCAAAGCAAGUACCAUUCAAAUUCCUUCCAAAGUUAUAAUUCGAUGUACUGUAUUUUGAGGUCCAAAAGUAUUUGUGACACAUUUUUUUUUGUUUUGGCUUUGUAUUCCAGCACUUUGUAUUUUGAAAUGUAUACAAUGACUAUGAGGUAAAGUGAAGACUGUCAGCUUUAAUUUGAGCGUACUUUUUGUU
Molecule: messenger RNA, 4591 nt
Organism: Salvelinus namaycush (lake trout)
Lineage: Eukaryota; Metazoa; Chordata; Actinopteri; Salmoniformes; Salmonidae
Product: leucine-rich repeat flightless-interacting protein 2-like
Exons: 8
Coding region: 564-4346 (1260 amino acids)
Biological process (GO): regulation of transcription by RNA polymerase II
Molecular function (GO): RNA polymerase II cis-regulatory region sequence-specific DNA binding; DNA-binding transcription factor activity, RNA polymerase II-specific
Source: RefSeq, a predicted model, not a curated record